AUGACUAAUGGAAGUGUUAGGAAGAACAAGGCAAUUGUCGUAGAGAACGCACCUUUGUUACCUAAGACUCAAGAAAGUGAUGUCAAGAUCGAUGAAUUUAAUGGAGCUUCAUUUUCCAGUGCUGUUUUCAAUUUGUCAACCGCUGUCGUUGGUGCUGGAAUCAUGAGUUUACCUGCUUGUGUAAAAAAAUUGGGGAUAGUUCCUGGUCUUAUUACCAUAAUCCUUUCAUCAUUAUUCACAGAAAAAUCAGUUGAUUUCAUGAUCAGAUUUUCAAGAGCCGGAAAUAUUUCUUCCUAUGGAAGUCUCAUGGGUGAUAGCUUUGGAAAAUAUGGAAAAGCUUUGGUCCAGAUGUGUAUUACAGUCAAUAACAUUGGUGUUUUGAUUGUUUACAUGAUUAUUAUUGGUGAUAUAAUUUCUGGAACAUCUUCUAGCGGAGUACACCAUUAUGGUAUCCUUGAAGGAUGGUUCGGCGUUCAUUGGUGGACCGGGCGUACAUUUGUUCUUGGUUUUACAACACUUGUGGUAGUUCUACCUUUGACGAGCUUUAAAAGAAUUGAUUCGUUAAGGUUUUCAUCUGGAUUAUCAGUUGGUCUAGCAGGCGUUUAUAUUGUCAUUGUUGUAGGAAUCUCAGUUUACAAAAUCAUUAAUGGAGGCGUAGUGAUUCCAAGACUCUUCCCAAUCAUUACUGAUGCAUCAUCAGUUUUUGAAUUGUUCACUACAUUCCCUGUACUUAUAAGCGCCUAUAUUUGUCACACUGUUGUUCACAGCAUACGUAAUGAACUAAAGGAUUCGAAACAGAUGCGAGGGAUUGUGAAGACUUCCUUUGUUUUAUGCUGCUUAGUUUACUUAAUCACAAGCUUCUUUGGAUUCCUUCUAUUUGGAGAGGAAACUCUUGAUGAUGUUCUUGCCAAUUUUGAUACCGAUCUUGAAAUACCGUUCGGUUUUAUUCUUAAUGACAUUGUUCGCGUUAGCUAUGCUGUACAUCUUGUGCUUAUAAUUCCAGUACUCUUCUAUGCAGUGCGAAUCAACAUUGAUGGACUCAUGUUUUCUUCUUCAUCAAUAAGGCCUUUGAAUGUUGAUAACUUCCGAUUUUUCUCUAUUACUUUCUCCCUUAAUGGCAUUAUAUUCUUGGGAUCGAAUUUCAUACCUAGUAUUUGGGAUAUUUUCCAAUUCAUUGGAGCAACUACUGCUAUUUGUAUAGCAUUUAUAUUUCCAGUUGCAAUCACUCUCAGUGAUAAAUACAACAUAGCAACUAAAACAGACAAGAUUCUAUCUGUUUUUAUGAUAGUCAUUUCAGUAUCGUCAAGUGUUAUUGCUAUAUACAGCAAUGUUUAUGCGUUGAUCGACAAGAAAUGA
Messenger RNA from Lathyrus sativus (Indian pea), 1356 nucleotides. NCBI's taxonomy places the organism in Eukaryota, Viridiplantae, Streptophyta, Magnoliopsida, Fabales, Fabaceae. The record is from the annotation of a GenBank genome assembly.